Molecule: messenger RNA, 699 nt
Organism: Entrophospora candida
Lineage: Eukaryota; Fungi; Glomeromycota; Glomeromycetes; Entrophosporales; Entrophosporaceae
Source: the annotation of a GenBank genome assembly
AUGCUUAAAGCCAACGGCCAUAAAAUAGAUCUUGACCACUUAGACUUAAACCGUACCUACACAUUUGAAGAAUUUGAAUUCAUUAAUGAACAAUUAAAGACACAUACCUUGGAGAUCAAUGAGACCCCUGUGGAUCUAUUCGAGUUCAAUAAAGGAAAAAUCCUUCCAAUGCCCCAAAAUCCAAUAAGUAAGGAAGCUGUGGUUUGUGAAAUUUCUAGACAACUUGGCAAUUGGAAUGUGCAGACUUGUGAAAAUGGAAUUACCACUACAUCUCAGGGUGGAUUUGAUUUCAACAUUUCUGGUCAACGGGCAAUUCGUGCACCUGAUGUUGCAUUUACCCCAAAGAAUAUUUACCGUUCGCUUAAUCAUCAACAACAAUGGACCUUCAAGGGUCAGCCAUUUAUGCCUACCUGCAUUGUAGAGGUCACAGUUACUCAAGAAGGAUACCAAAAAUUCAAUGAUUUAGAUCAAAAAUUCAGGGAAGUUUACUUUGCAAUGGGCUCGUCAGUUGAGCUUGGAUUCACACUUGAAGUAGAGAAAAUUGAUGAUGCAAUUUCACAGGAAUCCUCAGAAUCAUCAUCAUCAGAAAGUGAUGAAACAAUUAACUGUCCUAAAUGUGGAGCAACUUUCUCAAAUUGUUACAUUUUCAUGAAACACUUUGAAGAUAAUCAUACUCAUAAAUGGUGUAAAAAAGAAUGA